CAUCAAAGAGGUACCUAUCCGGACGGCGUUGGCAUUCACAGGCGCGUAGAGUCACCGCUCACAUGACGGUAUACUCAUUUUUAUUUAUUUAUUUAUUCCUUCAUCCCUUGUCCUUUCCGUCUCUUGUUCUGGUUCUACCUAUUUUCCCUUCCUUCUUCUAUCUUUAGGCUAAAUUCGAAAUCUCUAUAACCCGCCCAAUAGGGUGUGUGCAUUCGUCAGUCGGUAGACCGUCCCCGUGAGCGCGGUGAGGCGCCAAUGGACGACGAGCGCUUGUAGCGAAGAGGAGGCUUCUAGCCCAAGGUAGGCUUGGGCGACGUGCAGGAGUUGGGACCAAAAGAUGGGGCUGGUAGUGGGAAAUGGACGAGGGCGAAGGGAGCCAUGGGAAAUAGGACUGCAGUAGCAUGCAGCAUGCUGCAGGAUGAUGCUGCAGGAUGCCAGACCGACCCGAACCCCGAAGGAACCUGGCGCCAGGGCCAUCAAUCGAGUCUCCUCUUGUACUUGACGGUUGGCCCUCGACUGCCGGGCCGGUCGUGGGGGGAGGCGGCACACACGCCAGAUACGGCUGGGGCCCCUGUUGGAGCGCGUCUAAACGAUGGGCGCCCCUUCCAAGCUACUGCGUCCCUGGUGUCCCAUGAUGCGGCAAGCUUGAUGCUGCAAUGUUCCGUGUUCCCAUGCGUUUCCAAUGCUCCAUUCCCUCCAAUGUCAUGUUACAAUGUAGCGUCUGCGUGCGUGCGUAUCAGCGCCGCCCUGAUGCAUGUGCAUUGCAUCUCUCCGGCACUCAAGCCAUCUUGGGCCUUAGAUGCUGAAGGGGUAGCUCUCGGGGUUCUCGGAGAAGAUGGGAGGGGUGUAAAUGUGCGUAAAGGUAUGUGUAGUUGUGCAUGUGUUUUGUUGUGUGUGCUGUACUCCGUGUCCGUCAGCUCGUUUGUCAUGGGCAGCUUUUAUCCGAAAUUCCAGCUCUUCCGGACGGGUAUCCACCCCGAGCCCGCGGCACCACCCGAUCUCAGUCACCGCCAAAAAGUCACAGGUCCAAGGACCCCAGGGCCCUGAAGCUUGACAGAUGACCAGGAAGUGGGAUAGGGAACAGCAUGGGGGUUUUCAAUGG
This is a messenger RNA of Ilyonectria robusta, 1102 nucleotides long. RefSeq lists its product as uncharacterized. The record is from RefSeq and is a predicted model, not a curated record. Bases 379 to 1047 code for a protein of 222 amino acids. Lineage: Eukaryota; Fungi; Ascomycota; Sordariomycetes; Hypocreales; Nectriaceae. The transcript has a single exon.